AUGCGCGUGACUAUCAGCACCUUCUGGAUCAUUUGCAGCUCCUUGCUACAUCUCAGUAACGGAGCUGCCGUCCGAAGGGCUCAAGGCACAUGGGACGAGCUCACGUCGACGCCAAUCCUACCACGCCAGGAAAACACCGCAGUUGGGAUUAAUUCAACCUCACUCGCCGUUCUGGGUGGCAUCGUAACCAAUGGCACACAAGUGCGCAGCUCGGCUCUGGCCUCUAUCUACCAUGUGCCAACCAACCAGUGGCAGCAGAUUGCGGAUUUGCCCAUCCCACUGAACCACCCGAAUGCGGCCGUCAUUAAUGGCAAGAUUUACCUGCUAGGCGGCCUGGCCGAUAUCGAUGGAAUCUGGAAAGGCGUACCCAACGCUUGGGUUUGGGAUCCAGAGACGGAUACCUGGAACGACCUUGAGCCGUUCCCAACCGACACUGAGCGUGGUAGUGCGGCGGUUGCCGUAGUGGGCGACACGGUCUACCUCGCUGGUGGACAACGUUCCCUCGCGCUGGUUCCUGGCGGACUGCACGAUACGGUGGACACGGUGUCAGCAUUUGACACCCUGUCGGGAAAAUGGAAACUACUCCCAAACUUGGCGCUACCUGAGCCACGAGACCAUGCCGGUGCCGCCGUGGUGGGGACGAAGUUAUUUGUCACAGGAGGUCGGCACCUACGUGAGGGCCUGAUCGUGAGCGGCAAGGUCUACUCAGUUGAUUUUGCUGCCGAGGAACCUCGAUGGACGCUAGAGGAUGAGCAAAUGCCCACCGCGAGGGGUGGACACAUGGCUGCUGCGAUUGGAGACCAAGUGUACACAUUUGGCGGCGAGGGCUCGGGCAAAUCGGACUCAGGCGUCUUUGACGAAGUUGAGGUUCUUGAUACCACCACGGGCAUUUGGAGUCGGAGGGAGCCAAUGAGGCUGCCCCGGCACGGGACAUAUGCUGUUGCCAUCGGCGGGGCCAUUUACAUACCUGGCGGUGGCUUGCAGCAGGGCGCUGGGGCGGCGACGGAUGGUUUUGAUGUUUUUAGACCUUGA
Pyricularia oryzae 70-15 is the source of this 1032-nucleotide messenger RNA. RefSeq lists its product as uncharacterized. The transcript has a single exon. NCBI's taxonomy places the organism in Eukaryota, Fungi, Ascomycota, Sordariomycetes, Magnaporthales, Pyriculariaceae. The record is from RefSeq and is a predicted model, not a curated record. Gene Ontology annotation, molecular function: protein binding. Bases 1 to 1032 code for a protein of 343 amino acids.